GUGAAAGCUAUUGACUUGUAAUCGAGAGCUUCUUACAGUUGCCUGGCACUGAAACUAACACAAUAAUUUUGCCGUUCUCCCGCAAGUACGGUCCUCGAACAGGAUGAAGAAAACGAUGCUGUGGGAAGAAUUACGGAAGAAGAGAUGGCAGGAUCACAAAUAACCUCCUGGCAGCUUCUCGUGGGCCUCAUCCGUUUCUCCCAAUGGCCAGCACUGGUGGGAGUCGCCGUGCUAGCAGCUGCAGCCGCGGCCCAGGCAAUGCAGCAGCUCUGGAUCAAGUCUUGGACGGACGCGUCGACCGUUGACCCCGACGGGGCGGCCGGAGCCCGAGGGUACUGGAUUGGAGGGCUAGUCGGCAUCUGUAUCAUCAACGUGCUUUGCCGCCUGCUUGGCGGCAUGCUCUUGGCUGUCACUGCGCGCAUCAUGUCCGGCUCUCUGCACCACGCCAUGCUGGAAGGCGUGCUUCGCAGUCCGGUGUCCUUCUUCGACGCAUCGCCUAGGGGCCGGGUGCUGAACCGGUUCGCUGGAGACCUGGACUUCGUGGACGCCGAGUCGUUCGUGAGCGGCAAGCAAUGCGUCCAGGGGGCGCUCCUCACCGUCGCCAGCGUGGGCGUGGUCGCGACGCAAGCGCCACUUGUGGUAGCGGUCACCGCAGUCGUCGCCGUGCUCGUCGGAUCUGGAUUUAUUAUGGCCGUGAACGUGUCCCACAGCUCGCGUUACGUCGACAGCAUCGGCCUGUCGAAGCUGCUCCAGCACAUGACCGAGACCCUGGAAUCCUUGAGCAGCGUGCGAGCUUACGGCGUCCUGGACCGGUUCCGGCGGCACUUCUUUCGGCUAGACGACAUCUGUCUGCGUGGCUACUCUUGCUACAGCGCCUGUUACCGUUUCACGCGCUCCCUGACGGCGGUGGGAGGCUUUGCUGUCGUCCUGUCCGCCCUGCUGCUCAACACCCUGGGCUCGACCCCGCCCGAUCCCAGCAGCUUGGGGCUCGCCCUGAGCUCAGCCACGUCGGUUCCACUGGCACUAAUGAGCCUGUGCUUGAUGCUGUUCUGCACGCUACUGGUGACGGUUUCGUUCGAGCGGUGCCUGGAAUAUACGAAACUACCGCCCGAGGCAGACAUCGCUGAAACGCCCCACGAAGACAAGCAUGCGCCGAUCAAAAUGCCACUGCUAGAAAAGUGGCCAUCAGAUGGAGUAGUCGAGUUUCAAGAUUACUCGUCUUCAUACAGACCCGGAGUUGCACCUAACGUCCUCAACAAUGUUUCUUUCUCUGUGAAGGCUAGGGAGAAGGUUGGUGUCGUUGGGCGGACGGGUGCCGGAAAGUCUUCUCUAGUGCUCGCUCUUCUGCGCAUCCUUAGAGCCUCGAAGGGGCGUAUUCUGAUCGACGGCGUCGACAUCGCUCAAGUACCCCUGAAGAAACUGCGCCGAGCCAUCACCGUUAUCCCCCAGGACCCUAGCCUUGUGCGAGGUACUUUGCGCCUGAACCUCGACCCGACCGGGUCUCACUCCGAUGGGCAACUCUGGCAGUCGUUGCGUCAAGCUCACUUGGCACCUCUGGUCAAAGGUCACCCGGCGGGACUGGACAUGGAGACUGCGGACGGAGGCACGAACCUCAGCGUCGGUCAGCGGCAGCUGGUGUGUCUCGCCCGCGCCCUGCUGCGUGGCUCGAAGGUGUUGCUGCUGGACGAGGCCACCUCGCAGAUGGACGGCGACACGGACCGCCUCAUCCAGACGACGCUCAGGGAGGCCUUCGGGAACAGCACGCUGAUCGCCAUAGCACACCGGAUACACACCGUGCUCGACUACGAAAGAAUACUCGUCAUGGAUGAAGGAAGGGUGAGGGAGUACGACACGCCCGCCUCUCUGCUCUCCGACCCCGACAGCGCUUUCUACAAGAUGGCCACCGACGCUGGCGUCGCUCCCCAGCAAAGAAAUCGCCCGCUUGCCAUAACUUCGUUAUGACCGUGCGAUUCGUAAUAAAGUAAGACUUGGACAAACGGCCCGACGAAACGUGACACUGCACACACACAGGCAUGCAGACAAGCACUGUGUCGAAAAUAUGGAAUGUGUGCGUGUCUUUUCUUACUGUCUGAUAUAGUAUUUGACGAUAUUGGAAACGUUGGCAACUUCGUCGUCGGCUUUUCCACAAAGAGUCGCAGUUUCGCCCGAAAAGCGA
This is a messenger RNA of Dermacentor silvarum, 2176 nucleotides long. RefSeq names its product ATP-binding cassette sub-family C member 3-like. The transcript is spliced from 10 exons. Gene Ontology annotation, biological process: transmembrane transport. The coding region runs from base 145 to 1962 and encodes 605 amino acids. Gene Ontology annotation, molecular function: ABC-type transporter activity; ATP hydrolysis activity; ATP binding. Gene Ontology annotation, cellular component: membrane. The record is from RefSeq and is a predicted model, not a curated record. NCBI's taxonomy places the organism in Eukaryota, Metazoa, Arthropoda, Arachnida, Ixodida, Ixodidae.